AUGUUCUGUUUCGCACACGUCCAUACAGAAACAAGCCAGCCUUUGACAGCUUUACUUUCUCUCUCUACAACUUGUCUGGCUCUCUCUCUUCUCUUCUCUUUUCUGUGUCUAAAACCCGCCUCAUUCUUGGGUCUGUUGUCGGAAGAAGCCAUGGGUAUCCAUAUCCGUGGCGACCAAAAGCUUUUCCUUUUGUCAUUCUUCGUAUUCGCCGGAAUAUGCUUCUCAUUGCCGGAAAAUGCCAACCCCAGGUCGUUCUCUUCCUCGAACACGUCCUCAUCGGGUCAGAUCAACUCUAACUCGAUCCUGGUUGCUCUCCUUGACUCGCAUUACACUGAGCUCGCCGAGCUCGUCGAGAAGGCUCUGCUUCUUCAGACACUCGAGGAAGUCGUCGGCACCGCCAACGUCACCAUUUUCGCUCCGCGGAACGAAGCACUCGAGCGUGGCCUCGACCCCGAGUUCAAGCGCUUCUUACUCGAGCCGGGUAAUCUCAAAUCGCUCCAGAAGCUUAUCUUGUCUCACAUCGUCCCGACCCGGAUCGGAUCCGACGAUUUGCCCAAGAACGCUGACUCUGUCCACCACAGAACUCUCUCCCACGAACAUAUCCACCUCGAACGACAAGAUUCCGGCGAGUGGACUGUGGAUCUCGCUCGGCUCACACACCCCGAUUCCGUGACCCGACCCGAUGGUGUGAUCCAUGGGAUCGAGAGGGUUCUGAUUCCCCGCACUGUCGAAGAUGACUUCAACCGCCGGCGUAGUCUACGGACGAUCACAGCCGUUAAGCCAGAAGGGGCUCCUGAGGUUGACCCGAGGACUAACCGGUUGAAGAAACCAGCUCCGCCUGCCAAACCCGGUUCACAGCCGGCUCUCCCGAUCUACGACGCAAUGGCUCCCGGUCCUUCUCUGGCUCCGGCCCCAGCUCCCGGACCUGGUGGUCCCCACCACCAUUUCGAUGGCGAGAGCCAAGUUAAGGACUUCAUCCAGACCCUCCUCCAUUACGGCGGGUACAAUGAAAUGGCCGACAUUUUGGUAAACUUGACUUCGUUAGCCACAGAAAUGGGUCGUUUGGUCUCAGAGGGUUACGUACUGACUGUGCUGGCACCGAACGAUGAGGCCAUGGCGAAGCUUACUACGGACCAGCUCAGUGAGCCAGGGGCUCCGGAGCAGAUAAUGUACUACCACCUCAUACCAGAGUACCAGACAGAAGAGAGCAUGUACAACUCGGUGCGACGGUUUGGGAAGGUCCGAUACGACACACUUCGGCUGCCUCACAAGGUCUUGGCCCAAGAGGCGGAUGGGUCUGUACGGUUCGGGCACGGGGAAGGUUCGGCUUAUUUGUUCGAUCCGGAUAUCUACACCGACGGUCGGAUUUCGGUUCAGGGGAUCGAUGGGGUUCUGUUCCCGCCUGAGGAGGUGGAGCCCAAACCCGUUUCCCAAACGGUUCAACCCGCCAAAGUUGUAGCCAAGCCCAAGAGAGGAAAAUUGCUAGAUGUAACAUGCCAGAUGCUCAGAGCCUUUGAACAGGAUUGGCGAUACUCCUCGUGCCAUUGAUAAUUGCUCUAAAAUCCUCUGGUUGAUUGAUUCAAGAAAACGGGCUAAGAGUUCUGGAAAUUGCAAAGGAUGUAAAAAGACAUGGAAAAGAAAGGAAGCAUACUUGAAUGCACAGUAGCUUUUUCCUUCUCUUUUUGUUUUCAUUUUUCUUCUGUUUUUGGGUUUUUUUUUGGGUCUUUGUAUUUUUUAUUCUUAUAAUUUUAUUUUUCUUUGAGUUUGGGUCCUGGAAUAGAGAAGUAAAGCAACUCUAGCUCCAAAUAUAAUAUUAUAAUUUAAGUACAUAAGUGUAUGGUUAGCAGUAUUAUUGUUACUCUUGAAUUUUUAGGUGGCUUGUGGUGGUGGGAUUUUAAGGUGUGUGUAAUCGAAAAGGUUGGGGCAGAGUGUCUUGCACGUUUUCGUCUGUGCCCACUUUCAAUAAAAGUUUCAAACAGAAAAAACUCUGUGAAAGUGCAAUAAAACGAUUCUUUUCUGUAA
This is a messenger RNA of Humulus lupulus (European hop), 2022 nucleotides long. RefSeq names its product fasciclin-like arabinogalactan protein 16. Bases 1 to 1548 code for a protein of 515 amino acids. The transcript is spliced from 3 exons. The record is from RefSeq and is a predicted model, not a curated record. NCBI's taxonomy places the organism in Eukaryota, Viridiplantae, Streptophyta, Magnoliopsida, Rosales, Cannabaceae.